Messenger RNA from Dibothriocephalus latus, 501 nucleotides. NCBI's taxonomy places the organism in Eukaryota, Metazoa, Platyhelminthes, Cestoda, Diphyllobothriidea, Diphyllobothriidae. The record is from the annotation of a GenBank genome assembly.
AUGCGAUCAAUAUUUUGGCCCUACAAUGAGGCAUUCUUCCUCAUUUUAGUCUUCUCAUCCCUCCUUCUGGAGGCCGGGUCUCGUCCCGAUGAAGUGGACAACACAGGUCAGACUCCGCUCCUGGUUGCUUGUCAGGCCGAUCAUGUACGGGUUAUCCGUCUUCUUCUCAAACCGGCCCUUACUCUAGAGGAUGAACACGCUUCAGCAUCGGCAGGUGCGGCAACGGGGUCAGCCACGCCCUGUCACCCCGCUGCUGGACAGUUGCUUGAUGAACUAACGGACGACAAGUCAACCCAGGAGAAUCUAAGUUCCGACUUCAACGGACACGACUUUCUGGCCCGUUCCAGUCUCGACACCAUCAAUCGCGCCGCUAUGGACGGCCGAAGUCCGCUACGAGCGGCGGCUCUCAAUAAUAACAUCACCCUGGUGCAAACUCUUCUCGCUCUCGGAGCUGAUCCGGACCAACAGGUGAGCUUUUUGUGCACUACCGUUUUAACUUGA